AUGGCGACUGCGAUGGUGCUUGACCCGAAAGAGCCACCGGCAACCCGUAUCGACGCUUUCUCUUCGGAUUCGUCGUCAUCCUAUGCAUCCGAUACCGAGGAGGAUCUUUACACGCGCUUGAAAUCCCUACAACGGCAGCUCGAAUUCAUUGAAAUCCAAGAGGAGUAUGUCAAGGACGAGCUCAAGAAUCUCCGCCGCGAGCACUUGCGGGCCCAGGAGGAGGUCAAGAGGAUCCAAUCGGUGCCGCUCGUUAUCGGUCAGUUCAUGGAGAUGAUAGAUCAGAACAACGGAAUCGUGGGUUCAACCACCGGGUCUAAUUAUUAUGUGAGGAUUCUCAGUACAAUUAAUCGUGAGCUGCUUAAGCCCUCCGCCUCUGUCGCUCUCCACCGCCACUCCAAUGCCCUAGUUGACGUUUUGCCCCCUGAAGCCGACUCCAGUAUCUCGCUCCUCAGCCAGUCGGAGAGGCCUGAUGUUACUUAUACUGAUAUUGGAGGAUGUGACAUCCAGAAGCAGGAAAUUCGGGAGGCUGUUGAGCUGCCUUUGACUCACCAUGAUCUGUACAAGCAGAUUGGUAUUGAUCCGCCACGAGGUGUCUUGCUCUAUGGUCCUCCUGGAACUGGGAAAACCAUGCUUGCUAAGGCUGUGGCUCAUCACACUACGGCGGCCUUCAUUAGAGUUGUUGGUUCCGAGUUCGUUCAGAAGUAUUUGGGUGAGGGUCCACGAAUGGUUCGUGAUGUUUUCCGUCUUGCUAAAGAAAAUGCCCCCGCAAUCAUAUUUAUUGAUGAGGUAGAUGCAAUUGCUACUGCCAGGUUUGAUGCCCAGACUGGGGCUGAUAGAGAGGUUCAGCGGAUUCUAAUGGAAUUGCUUAAUCAGAUGGAUGGGUUUGACCAGACCGUGAAUGUGAAGGUUAUAAUGGCAACUAAUCGCGCUGAUACGUUGGACCCUGCGCUUCUACGUCCUGGAAGGCUCGAUAGGAAGAUUGAGUUUCCGUUGCCUGAUAGACGUCAGAAGAGACUUGUGUUUCAGGUCUGUACCGCCAAAAUGAAUUUGGGUGAUGAGGUUGACCUAGAGGACUAUGUUUCACGACCAGAUAAAAUAAGUGCUGCUGAGAUUGCAGCCAUCUGUCAGGAAGCAGGAAUGCAUGCAGUGCGCAAGAAUCGCUAUGUCAUUCUUCCAAAGGACUUUGAGAAGGGAUAUAGAGCCAACGUAAAGAAGCCCGACACUGACUUCGAGUUCUAUAAGUAA
Molecule: messenger RNA, 1245 nt
Organism: Oldenlandia corymbosa var. corymbosa
Lineage: Eukaryota; Viridiplantae; Streptophyta; Magnoliopsida; Gentianales; Rubiaceae
Source: the annotation of a GenBank genome assembly